This is a messenger RNA of Daphnia pulicaria, 3148 nucleotides long. RefSeq lists its product as uncharacterized. Gene Ontology annotation, cellular component: cytoplasm. The transcript has 11 exons. NCBI's taxonomy places the organism in Eukaryota, Metazoa, Arthropoda, Branchiopoda, Diplostraca, Daphniidae. Gene Ontology annotation, biological process: protein linear deubiquitination. Gene Ontology annotation, molecular function: cysteine-type deubiquitinase activity. The coding region runs from base 307 to 2901 and encodes 864 amino acids. The record is from RefSeq and is a predicted model, not a curated record.
AAUAGAUUGGACUGCGUUUAAAGUUAAUCGAAAGGAAGCCGUGGCCGAUUUGCGGCCCGGCAACCUUUGGUCUUCCAACCGAGGCUAGAACAUUAUCACACCACCUAAAGGGAAAGCCAAAAUCUGAUUAUUUCACAAGAUUCCUAUAGGGGUAUCUGUUGUGCAUAUUUCAGAUCUGAAACGGUAUCUGUUGAAGACACACAGCAUCCAACCACUUGCUGUGACAGUAGCAAAAGUCAGUUAAAGAAAAUCCAAGCUUGAUGCUGGUUUGCAACUCAUCUCUCCAUUGGAGCCUUUCUACUUGGAAUGAAGAAAAGAUUCAUAUUGUUGGAGGACGAAUUCGAAGCGUCUCCAGUCAAUAGUCGCUCGCCCAGGUCCAGCAUGUUUGAUUACUCCGGUUCAGUACCCGGUGGCCUUCUUUUUGCUGUCUACUUCAGCCCAGGUGGAAAUUCAGGACUUUUUUCCCCAUGUUCCACCCUGGGUUUAGUAGCCACUCCAGGCGCUAUCGCCUUAGAGAGCAAUGUGUGUUCCUUUUCCGGAAAUAUAGGCAUAGAAAUUUGUUGGCUCGAACAGGCAUGGGCUGUCGCCAAACAUUCGGCCAAGGCAGCAGGAAUCGUAGUGCUUCUCGGAGUAGGCGGAGUACUCUGUUACCACUGGCUAUACUCGAUGCAUAGGAGGUUCAUAGACGGAGGAAUACCACCUUCUUUGUUUCCCAUGUCCUUUGAAAUGGAACACGACGGCGGCGAGGAUUGUGAAGAAAUGGAGGAGGAUUUGUUUGACUUGUUCGAGAUCGAUAUCUCCGUGGGACUCAACUGCCUUGCGGCCGAUCACCGACCGAAACGCAAGAUUGGUAAAGGAGUGUACAUAGCUGAUCAAAUUCGCACUCGCUGGCGUCACGUGGCAUGCCGCCGUAAACAAACACAGAAACAGGAACUCGGAUUCCAUCCACUGCCACUUCGCCCGAGCUAUUCCACUCCAGACGGAUUGGUCAAGCUUAAAGAAUUGACGUACCCAAUGCACAAACCUGCACAAGAUGAACGAACUUUCGUCCAUCAGUCUAGUGAAUCCUUCUCCGGAUUUUCUUCACAAGAAGUUUCACCAAUACGUUCACAUCGUUUACGUUCCUACAGCUUGUCCGUUAAAGAUCCGCAUUCUCAGUCUGAUGGAGUCUCCUGGAGCCUGUGGGACGGUUCUGUAGAAUCUUUCGUAUCCGGAGCUAGUGAAGUGAGUCGACUAAUCCGGGAGUGUUCAGUCGAUAGUGACUGCUCGGAUUUCUCCCUAGACUUGCCUUUUAGUGCAGGUUGCAGCUCAAACACCUUGGAAGUCAUUGAACGAAUCGAGCAAGAAAUAAACAGCGUCAAGAAUAAUUGUUUGGCCAUGAACCACGAACUGUACACUCUUCACGAUCACCCGACAAGCGGUGGGUCUGAGAUUGAUCUGUCAGGUAUGAACAUGGAAUUGGCUCCCCUCCAUUUGUCGCAAUCCUCGUUCAAAGGCAUGCUCAACCUGACCUCUAUCUCCGACGAAAUCAGCGACGUGGCAUCCAACGCUUCCGACUUUUCUCCUAGUCACGUACAGCUACCCCUUAUCUCUGGCAGUGAUGAAGAUGGAAUAUCCAUGGAAUGGGAUAAUCUUGAUUUGCAACCGCCCAACCACUACACACAGAAAAAGCCCGAUGAUGAUGAGAAAUCGGCGUUACUUGCGGAUCCAGUACUUUCAGCCUCUUGCACAGCGCUUCCCAUGUACAAAAGUGGCAAGUUGUUGGAAGUUCAAAACAUUGAUCCUGUUUGGUGCUCGCAAGAAUCUGGCUACUUGGAGUGGGAGGGAACAACACCUGGCAGUGAUGCAUCGGCCUCUUUUACAUCGGCUUCGAUCCUCUCACCUCUUCAAGAGAAGAGGGAGAGUGAUUCCAUGAGCUGCACCACGACGUCAUCCUACAGUAGUUGCAUGACUAGUCCUGACGAUUCGUCCCAUGAAGAUAGCGUCUCUGGAAGUGGAGUGGUCAAACGUCGACAAUGGGCAAAGUCCAGUCAACAUAAUCGGGAUUCAGCCUUCUCUGAUCUUGGACUCGAUCUGGAAGCAUCCUGGAGGGAAGAAGCGGUUGGAUCUACCGUCCUAUUGCAUCAUUACGCCCAGGAUACAUGGCAAGCCCCAACGCCGCGUGCUCAGACUAUUAAACAAGCCUACAUCGAAUUGGAACGCUUAACCGAAUGUCGGAGAAUGAGGAAAAUGCGUGGAGACAACUACGGCAUCCUCAGAGCAACAUUAUGCCAGAUGGUGAUGAAGAAGAUUCCUUGGCCACGAGCUAGUGAAGCUAUCGACUCUAUUGAUCGUGAACUGGCUCAAGGAGGGGAAUGGAUACGUCAAUGGACGUUUGGUCAUCGAUUGCCUUAUGGACGCAACAAUGUCAUCCAGGGCAUUCAUUUGUGUCUAGAAACGCUGGAUCGUUUGAUGGAAGACUUGGCCAGCGAAAAUGAUCCAUUGGAAGCUCUUGUGUCUCGCUUGAAUGCAGACUUGGUGUUGGACACGCAACUGAUGGAAGCUCUAAAGUUGCACAUGUUGAGCGCCGCAUUGAAUUUAAAUUUGGCCGAUUCACUUGGAGACUCUUUUCCACUGUUUGCCCUGGGCCUCUUUUCGCGCCCCGAUUCCAAAAAUGUCAAGGGAUUGGCAAUGAAUUAUCUAAAUCCGAUUGGAGAUUCGACUACUUUACAACGGGCAGAGUAUUACUUACUGGGAUUUGCACUUCAUGCCCGAAUAGACGUAUAUCGCCCAACGACCAUGAACCUUGAUGGGCAGGACAAUGUGGAUCUACGUACUUCUUACCCAGAUUUUGAAUCCUCCAACAAUUUAAUAUCCAUAAUUGAGGAGGACGAAAGACACUAUUCAGUCCCAGUGCCUUAACUUUUCUAGCGUUUAAACAAAUCGGUUUCUACCUAGUCUUUUUCUAUGUUACUCAUUUCCAUAAACGACUGGAGAUCGUGUGAGACUAUCGUAUUAUUUUCAUGUUCCUAUGCAAAUUCACCCUCUCUUUUCUGCUUGCAGUAUUUUAUAGGUAUACAUGUUUCUAUGGCAAUAGUGUUGUAAUAUACCUCAAGUUGUUAGAGCUGUUUUAGAUGUUUAAUGAAAUAAAACAGACAUUUAAUUAUAA